AUGAAUAUCUUUCCAGCACAAAGUUCUGAUAAAUUAGUUUUCAAAAUCUGGAACAGUACAAGACACAAGAAGACGAUUGUUACCAUGAGAGAGUCAGAAGAAAACCUGCUCCUGAGGCUCAUAACCAAAGCAUCAGAAAAACUGAAGAUCCUUGGCACAGAACUGGUACUAGAGAGUGACGGAACGAAAAUCGAUGAAGAUGAAGUACUAAAGUUGAUCAAGUACGAAAUUUUAAUUCUCCUGCAACCCGGGGAGGAAUGGAAAAAACCAAAGUACGACCCGCCUAAUAGUACAAAACCCAAUUCCGAACAAGACACCUACGAUACCAUCGAUGAAUCAUUCGGAUAUGCCCAAAACAACAUGGACCUUGGAUCCAAAGAACCCAACACUGGUCACCGCCACAAUGAAGAAGACAGUUCCAAUUGCCUCUGCAAGUUCAAGAUUCCCUGGGAAGAAAUAUUCUCGCGUAACAUCCUGAUGGCUUGCGAACAGGGCAAUCGGGAUAAAAGGCUCAUCACUAUCAUUAUACACGGGGUGGUGAAUAAGAUGCGAGAGAGCAAGAGUUGCUUCGCCUCUCAGUCGCAAGCCUCGAAGAUGGUCACCAAACAAAUCAUCUCGAGGUUUCCGUUGACUUUUCGAGAACUUGAUGAAAAUGACUUUCUAGAGUUCGAUCAGAUCCUCAUUCCGCCCACCAUCAAGAAACUGCUGGACAAAUCCAGGAUGAAAAAGGAACAGAAAGAGCUAGUCGAAAAAGCUCAGGACAACAGAAUUCGUCCGGGUUACAGCCCGGACUCGCAGUUUGCCUGCCGCCAUUGUGGGAAAAGGUACAAGUGGAAGUCGACCAUGAGGAGACAUGAACAGGACGAAUGCGGGGACCAGGAGCCGAAAUUCCAGUGCCCCUAUUGCCCCUACAAGGCUAAGCAAAAGGGGAAUUUGCGAGUGCACGUCAGAAAACAUCACUCGCCUUUGAAUCCGGAAGAAUUCAAAACGGAUAUUAAUCAAAAUGUCCAAAUUUGAAUAAUGAUAUAAAGAAAGAGCUCAAACCAAUAUGCGCAUGUUGGGAUUCUUGGCAAACUUCAACUGCAAUGGAUUUUGUUUAAUUCAUCCCUCAUUCUUACAAAAUAUUUAAACUCAUUUGUUUGUUUUUUUUCAUCGAGGGCAAUAUAUUUGUUCAUACAGGAUUAAAGUAAGCAUUAAUAAGGGUAUGAUAAGA
Phaedon cochleariae (mustard beetle) is the source of this 1213-nucleotide messenger RNA. The record is from the annotation of a GenBank genome assembly. NCBI's taxonomy places the organism in Eukaryota, Metazoa, Arthropoda, Insecta, Coleoptera, Chrysomelidae.